Necator americanus (New World hookworm) is the source of this 741-nucleotide messenger RNA. RefSeq lists its product as uncharacterized. Bases 1 to 741 code for a protein of 246 amino acids. NCBI's taxonomy places the organism in Eukaryota, Metazoa, Nematoda, Chromadorea, Rhabditida, Ancylostomatidae. The transcript has 6 exons. Gene Ontology annotation, cellular component: mitochondrion. The record is from RefSeq and is a predicted model, not a curated record. Gene Ontology annotation, molecular function: ribosomal large subunit binding. Gene Ontology annotation, biological process: translation.
AUGAACUCACCGCUAUUUCUUGGUUCUUCUCGAUUGGUGUGCGCUUUUUUGCGAACCAAUGUUUCUCGUAGUUUUCCUUUGAUGAUUAGAAUUCACACCUCUGCUACUUGCUGCAAAGUUAGGAGAACAGAGAAGAUUAAGAAGCAGUCCUCCUCAGUCAUUCAUUCGGCCGUUGUUGCUGCUGACAACACAUUCGUUCAAGCAGCACUGAAGGAGAUGAAGGAAGUUGAAGUGAUACUCGGUGAAGAACUAGCCAAGCACUUUUCAUUGCAGGUCGAUCUUCGUGUCUACGAAGAUUUACUGGUGAAGUUGGAAAAAGGAGAUGAACACAAAAUGUCCCAUUUGGGAAGGGUAUCAUUGAAAAGCCCCACCAUGGUUAUGAUCAAUUUUGCAGACAAUCCAUCAGCCAUUAAAUGGGCAAAAUUAGCUAUACAGAAGUCCUAUCUCAACGUAACGCCUCAGCACGAGGGAGUUGUUCUUUACAUUCCCGUGCCUAGGAUGACGAGAGAGCGGCGAGAACAACUCGCUCACGACGCCAAGGGGAAAAUUUUCAACGAAUACAAAAAGGCACUAAACGACAUUUACAUCCGAUUCGAGAGGAAAUCAAGUCAAUCUUCCACAAAACCCGAUGAUGAGCGGCAUACUCGCCAGUUAUUACUCGAUCUCAAACAUGCGAUGGAGACAAAAGGCGCUGAUCUCAUCGAAAGCAAAAGGAAGGAGUUGCUCACAGAAUUUGCGUAG